AUUAAAUAUCAUUAUCCCACCUCCUCUCUUUUUCUUCCUCUUUAAACACAUACACUAAGCUCUAAAGCAACAAAGAGCACGGCAAAGCAAUUCACACUAAGCUGUAAACCAAUACAGAGCACGGCAAAGCAAUUCAUUCACACAUGGGUAAUUGCUUAAAGCAUCCAUCGACGGGAAAAUACACCACCGACGAUGACGACUUCUGGGAUUACACGCUGGAGAAGGAGGUUGUUUAUUGCCCCGAGAAGGACACUGGUGGCGGCAGUACCACCGGUAAAACGACGGGGCUGAAGAUAAAGAUAACGAAGAAGCAGCUGGAGGCAUUGCUAGGGAAGGUAGAUGUGAAUGAUCUGAGAACGGAUAAAUUUAUGGCCCAACUGAUCAGUCACGGUCAUCACUUUCAGACGCAUCAACGACGUUGGAAACCUGCCCUUCAAAGCAUCCCUGAACUCUAAUCAUUGUACCUGGUAGGGUAGUUGUUACAGCUAGUUUUGCUGUUUGUAUAUAGGGAGGAAGCAAUCCUUUGGUGAUAGAGUUUUCUCGUAUAUAUGAUCAUUUUGUUUUUGUCGCUUUUCCUUCCCCUCUGUGAGCUAUAUAUAUUGGAUUGGAUUGAAGC
This is a messenger RNA of Neltuma alba, 616 nucleotides long. RefSeq lists its product as uncharacterized. The transcript has a single exon. NCBI's taxonomy places the organism in Eukaryota, Viridiplantae, Streptophyta, Magnoliopsida, Fabales, Fabaceae. The record is from RefSeq and is a predicted model, not a curated record. Bases 144 to 455 code for a protein of 103 amino acids.